AGGUUAUUCGUACUGAAAUCAGGUGACUGUCACCUGAAGUAUUUGCAACAUUUCUGUUUCGACAUAGCUCUGUCGUGUCUUUAAGAUCACCUGUAGUUUCGCGAGAUUGAUCUGAAUACAAAAUGGCUUGUGGUGCACCUGGUCAGGAAAUGAAGGCUAAUGAAGAAGUGCAAACGAUUGUCAACGAGGUGAAGAGCCAAGCUGAGGCAAAAGCUGGUACAACAUUUAAUGAAUUUAAAGCCAUUUCUUAUAGAACUCAACUUGUUGCUGGUACAAAUUACUUUGUGAAGGUGAAAGUGGGUGACUUGUCUUAUGUUCAUUUGCGUAUUUACCAAACUUUACCACAUGCUGGAUCAACACUUGAGUUAACAGCCAUCAAAACUGAAUUGUCAGAGGGAGACAGCCUGGACUAUUUUUAAAUUUAACUCAUAAUUCAGUUUUUUUUGACCAAUUAGAAUAAUGGUAAUUUAGUUAGAUACCAAAGCAUGUCAAAGUGCAAUAAUUAAUUUUUCUGAAUUUAAUACCUUUUUAUGGCUGUUGGCACCUUAUGCUUAACAGGUCACAGGACCUUACUGAUGUAAACAUACUUGAACUAUAAAUUUUUAAUAUCAAUUCACUAUUUAUGUAAUUGUGAAACUACUGCUCAAUGAAGACAUUUACAUGUAGAGGACUUUACAUGAACUCUCAUCCUUUAGUUAAUCAAUAAACGUAUCUG
Messenger RNA from Pocillopora verrucosa, 715 nucleotides. RefSeq names its product cystatin-B. Gene Ontology annotation, cellular component: cytosol. The record is from RefSeq and is a predicted model, not a curated record. Lineage: Eukaryota; Metazoa; Cnidaria; Anthozoa; Scleractinia; Pocilloporidae. Gene Ontology annotation, molecular function: cysteine-type endopeptidase inhibitor activity.